This is a messenger RNA of Octopus sinensis (East Asian common octopus), 4955 nucleotides long. Its product is annotated as septin-2. The record is from RefSeq and is a predicted model, not a curated record. The transcript is spliced from 12 exons. Gene Ontology annotation, cellular component: septin complex; septin ring; cell division site. Lineage: Eukaryota; Metazoa; Mollusca; Cephalopoda; Octopoda; Octopodidae. Gene Ontology annotation, biological process: cytoskeleton-dependent cytokinesis; cell division; regulation of exocytosis. Gene Ontology annotation, molecular function: GTP binding; molecular adaptor activity; GTPase activity. The coding region runs from base 376 to 1515 and encodes 379 amino acids.
AAAAAGGCGCCGUUUACAUAGCGUUAACGUUGACAUCGCUUUUCCCAGUUGGUCUCUGAUACUUUUUCUCUUGUUGUUGUGGUUGUUGCUGUAGUUCUUGUUGUUCAAUGAACAGACGGAAACUAAACUAGAGAGAGAAAGAGAGAGAGGAUAACUGCAGUUAUAUUCGUCUCAGUCCCCGCCAGAACCACCACAGGAGGAAUAUAUACACAUAUAACACCUAAAUACAGAUAUUUAUCUACACACAACCAGAGAAUUCUAUAGAAAAUAACAUUAUAUAUAUAUAAUAUAUACUUAGGAUAUAAUUAUAUAUUAUAUAUAUAUAUUUGUUUGCACAUAUAUAUAUAUAUAUACACACCUUACAAUUCAUCAAUCAUGUUUCAGAACGGUACGGACGAAGGAUUUGUUAACCCCGAGCAGAUUGGUUAUGUAGGAUUUGCCAAUCUUCCCAACCAGGUUCACAGGAAAUCUGUGAAGAAGGGUUUUGAGUUUACUCUACUUGUGGUUGGGGAGUCUGGCUUAGGAAAAUCUACUCUGGUUAACAGUUUAUUUCUGGCUGACCUUUACCCCGAGAGACACAUUCCAUCUGCCUCUGAGAAAAUCACUCAAACUGUCAAGAUUGAUGCCUCGACAGUAGAAAUUGAAGAACGUGGAGUCAAGUUGAGGUUAACAGUGGUCGAUACUCCUGGUUUUGGGGAUUCUUUAAAUUCCGAAGACUGUUUCACGCCAAUUAUUGAAUAUAUUGAUGAACAAUUUGAGCGCUACCUCCACGACGAAAGUGGUCUAAACAGACGGCAUAUCAUCGACAACAGAGUUCACUGUUGUUUCUACUUCAUCAAUCCAUCUAGUCAUGGCCUGAAACCUUUGGAUAUUUCAUUCAUGAAAGCUGUUCACCACAAAGUCAACAUUGUCCCAGUCCUCGCCAAGGCUGACACACUCACCAAAAAAGAAGUCUUGAAUCUAAAGAGAAAAAUAAUGGACCAAAUCGAUGAAUACGGAAUCAACAUCUACCCCCUCCCAGACUGUGACUCUGACGAAGAUGAUGAUUACAAAGAGCAAUGUCGGCAGUUGAAAGAAGCAGUGCCUUUUGCUGUUGUUGGUUCAAGUGAAUCUUUCGAGGUGAAUGGGAAAAAGGUGCGAGGUCGGCGUUACCCGUGGGGAGUUGUGGAGGUCGAAAACCCCGAUCACUGUGAUUUUAUUAAACUAAGGACAAUGUUGAUCACACAUAUGCAGGACCUGCAAGAGGUAACACAAGAAAUACAUUACGAAAACUUCCGAGCUGAGAAGUUGGCCGGUGGCAAAGUAGUUAAACAACGAACCAGUCGAAGUGGUGUGCAACAGCCAGAAGCCACUGAUCGUGAACAAGCUUUAAUGGAGAAAGAGGCUGAGCUCCGUCAAAUGAAAGAGAUGUUGGCCAAAAUGCAGGCAGAAAUGGCAGCUCAGAAAACCGGUAACAGUCCUGUCAGCAACCAUCAGCCAAGACAAAAUGGCGAAGUCAAGUCCCAGAAUGUCUGAUCUGAUUCACUCAGCUCAACCCAUUCAAUCCUUUGAUGCUGAAGAAAAAAAGACUUCUCCCUCCCCCCUCUCUCUCUUUCUAUCACUCAAUUCCCUUCUCCCUUUGGAUCAAUUCCUCCAAAGAACUGUCAAAUGGUUGUUGGUCAGUGUUUCUUGUUAUUACCAUUUUUUUUUUGUUCUAUUUCUUGUCUCCCAACAAAACCACUUAUUUCUCCUAAUCCUUCAAUUUUUUUUUUCCCUUUUUUUACUGACAACACAUGUAUGUAUAUAUGCACACACACAUACACAAACACACACACACAUAUAUAUAUAGAUAUAUAUUUUGUGCCCUGACCUCCACCACAAAAUAUGCACUGCCAACUCUGGAAAACUUAGACAAACCAAUGUCGCAGCUUGGCCCACAUGGAUGACCAAAUCCAUUUUUUGAGAUUACGUAACCAGGGCAACCCUUUUGAUUUCUUUUUCUCUGUUUCAUGAGUUUCUUUUUAAUCGUAUUGCUUUUAUUAAGGAUGGUGGAUGGCAGAAUAAGUACCUCAUGGUAUUGAAGUCCCCUUACCAACUUCAAAUCCUGUCUGGUAGACUUUUCUUUUGCUCCUUCCAGGGGUUGAUAAAAAUAAUGUAGUGCCAGUCAGACCCCCCAGAAAAUGAAUGUACUCUACUGUGCCCUUGUGCGCAAUUUAGAAACCGUGGGACCGGCCGUAAGCCCAAGACGGGGAACAAAUGUAGUGGACCUGGUUUGACCGACCAAAUCGUGGUGAGGGCAACUUGACCUUUCAUCCAUACGAAAGGUCACUAAAGCAGAAACCAGGAAAUAUAGUCAGACUGUAUGUGUGUGAGGUGGCAGUUUGAAUCAAUGAAAUGUGUGCCUCUCUUUUCAAAAGUUUUGGGUCUCCUGCUCACAACAAGAGACCCUAAUUAAUUCUAUUACUACAACAACUAAUAAAUAGUGCUGCUAUCACGACCACAAUUAAAGCCUGCAAGGUGGAAGAAUCGUUAGUCAGAAGAAAAACCUGGUAGGGUUUCCUCCAGUUUUUUUUUUUUUUUUUUUUUUUUACAUUCUGUGUUCCGAUCCCAACAUUACUGUCAUCCCGUUCAGGGGUGAUGAGUCAAGUACUGGGAUUAAUGCCAUCAACUAACACCCGCCUCCAAAUUUCAGGCCUGUUAUUACCACCACCACCACUACAUAUUUGUGAGCUGGGUCCUCACAGUCACCAGUUUCUCCAAUUCUUAUAGAGCUAUAAUCCCUAAUUAUUCUGAGUGUAGUUUGGGGUGCAUGUAUGGUACAGAGUUGGGGCUGCGUGCAGUGUAAAAAAAAAAAAAAUUAUUCCUCAAGAUUUUAGGAGAAAGAAAGAAAAAAAAAUGAGGAAACAAGAACAACAACAACAAACCAUGUUUAGAUAACCAUCAAUAUUCAUCAUAGUUUUUUUUAUUAUAUAAAAACAAAAUUAUGAAAAUAUAUAAAAAAAAAUAUAUAUAUAUAUAAAUAAAUAAAGACAUUAUUAUUAUUUACUCUUUGUGACCAAAAAUGAAUAAUUUCAAGAACAAUACCAAGUAAAAAAAAAAAAAAGAAAAAUCAAAAUGUCCACUAUGUUGAGCGAGUUUCUUCACUCAACUUUCUUCUUCAAGUGGAAUUAGAUACCAAAGUUACAGCAGAGAUAAAGAGGCAUAGUAUAUUAUAAGCAUCAUCAUCAUCAUUAUUAUUAUUAUGUUUCAAGAAACCAAAAUCAAACCAGCACCAUCAAUAUUUUUGGUGAACACUUCUUUAUUUUGGCUUGGUGCCUUUCUCAACUGCCCCACACCCCACCCUUCCAACUAACCCCCUACCCAGCCAUGCUACUUCUUUCUCUCUCUUUAACUUCAUUCACACUGAUAAAGAACAACCUGUGACCCUUUUUUUAUAUAUAUAUAUAUAUAUAAUUGCCCCCAAUUUUGUUUCUGAAUAAUGUAUCCCCAUGUGCCCCAUGUUUUGUUUCCUUAUAUAUUAUGGGACAAAUGAGUUGUAAUUGUUGGUGGUGAUGUCUACAUGUGCUGGGCUAAUAUUUGAAUAAGAAACUAUACAUACAUGUAGGUUUAUAUGUGUGUGUAUAUAUAUAUAUUUAUAUAAAUAUAUAUAGACACAAAUAUCUAUGCAGAUAUACAUGCAAUGAGGUGCAGUUGUCACAAUCCUGUUCAAUGUGCAGACAGCUGUUAUAUAUAUAUAUAUAUAUAUAUAUAUAUAUAUAUAUAUAUAGCUGUGUGUAUAUUGAAACAGGUGUCAAUUGUUUACCAUAGCAAAAAAGAUUUUAUUUAGAAUUAAUCUAUAAAUAACAAACUAUUAAAAUGGCUAAAACAAACGGCCCCUUGCUUUGGAGAUUUUUGCUCAGUGGUGUCUGUUCUAACCCCUGUUUUAUUGUGUAAAACCGUUGGACAAACGAACACUUUUUUUUUUUUCACGAACACACACACAAACACAUCUAUAUAUAUAUAUGAAUAUUUUUUCAUUUGCCUCUUGAGUCAACUUCUGGUUCAAUAUUCUUUUAGCUUUUGUGAAAGUCUUUGUACAAAAAAAAAAGAGAGAAAACAAACAAAAAAAAGCCCCACAAAAACUAAAAACAAUUUGCCAACAUAUAUAAAAAAAAAGACUAUUUCUAAACCCUACACUCUCUCUUUCUCUAUAUAUAUAUCUCAGCUUCCGUCUUUUCCUGUCAAAUUUCGUAAUAUCAUUCAAUUUUUUUAGCAGAAAAAAAAAAAAUAAAGGUUUCUCAUUGCUACUCAUGGGGCACUUUUUUUUUUUCUUUCACCGCCCCUGAAUCCUUUUUGUAUUUCAUUUUUUAUUAAAAAAAAAAUCUGUGAUUUAAAAAAUUUAAGAAUGCCAAGGGAAAUAACUAUGAAUAAUAACUAAGGGAGAUAAACCACGUUAUAGCAUGCCUUUUUCUUUUUCCCUUCCAUUCCAGGUAAAAUAAUAAUAAUAAUAAUUUUCAGCCGAAGACGUUGUCUUUAUUGCUAACCUUAGGUAUUUCCUUUGCCUUGGUUCAUUUCAGCUGGAAUUAAUUUUCGAAAUUUAAUUUUGUCUAAUUUAUAGAGUAGCUUCCCAUAUUCCCCUUUAUGACAAUAAUAAUGUUUAACACAUUUUUCUUUUAGCUUCCUAUUUUAUACUUGGAUAAUUUUUUGUUCAACUUUUUCAACACGUAUAUAUAGAUAUAUAUUAUAAUAUAUAUAUAUAUAUAUAUAUAUAAUGUAUGUAUAUAUUUCUUUAAAUUUUAUUGUCCCUCCUCAUUUGUGCUAAAAACCAAGACAACAGUUGCUGUACACUCUCACUUUCUCCCCCACACGUACAAUAAAUUUCUUGACAAACGACUGGAAUUAUAAGCGCUAGAAUUUAUAUUUAAAGUUGUCUCACUAAACAAGAUUCCUAUCUCUCCACGAUAUUCUCGCACUCCCUCUUUGGUAAUUAAUUUUUA